CGAGCAGGAGCGUGCAGUGUCAGGGAUGCGCGGGCGCCUCCUCCUUACCACCUUCCUACACUGUUGCUACUUUUCGGUACGAGGCAUCACAGCUCCGUUUCUCCUUCCGUGAGUCCCUCCUUCUCUCAGAGAGCCCUGUCGCCUGGUGGGCAGCCGCUACCACCGCCGCAGCUCUCGCGUCCCGAGCGAGCAGUGCGCGUGCGUGCGCGGGGGCGCACGCGGGCGCGCGACCGUCGAGUCCCCUUAUUCCCUCCUCCUCCUGCUCCUCUAUAACUUGGCUGGCGUGGAGGAGGCGCCAGCGGAGUCGGAGGGCGGGGAGCUUAGAGAAGAGAGCCCCGGAGUUGUGGAGACUAGUGACUCGGAGAAGUCGUAUCCUGCUCUGGUCGGCUCCAGCCCGCUCUCUAUCUCGCGCUCUCUCACACCCACUCGGUCUCCCACCCCGGCCCGCGCCCUCGCUUCUUCUGUCGAUCUCUCAGGGAACCUUGCCGGUCACUCUCCCGGUUUCGGCGCAGCGGGGGCGCCCCGGGGGUGCCCUCGCCCUCCCUGUCCGGGCGGACGGGCGGGCGGGAUGUGGCGCCUGGUGCCCCCGAAGCUGGGCCGCCUGUCCCGCUCGCUGAAGCUGGCUGCGCUGGGCAGCCUGUUGGUGCUGAUGGUGCUGCACUCGCCGUCGCUGCUCGCUUCCUGGCAGCGCAACGAGCUGACCGACCGGCGCUUUCUGCAGCUUAAUAAGUGCCCGGCGUGCUUCGGUACGAGCUGGUGCCGGCGCUUCCUUAACGGGCAGGUGGUGUUCGAGGCGUGGGGCCGUCUGCGCCUGCUGGAUUUCCUCAACGUGAAGAACGUCUACUUCGCGCAGUACGGCGAGCCCCGCGAGGGCGGCCGCCGCCGAGUGGUGCUCAAGCGCCUUGGCUCGCAGCGGGAGCUGGCGCAGCUCGACCAGAGCAUCUGCAAGCGGGCCACCGGUCGGCCCCGCUGCGACCUGCUCCAGGCCAUGCCCCGGACCGAGUUCGCGCGCCUCAACGGCGACGUGCGGCUGCUCACGCCCGAGGCGGUGGAGGGCUGGUCAGACCUGGUGCACUGUCCCUCGCAGCGCCUGCUCGACCGCCUUGUGCGCCGCUACGCUGAAACCAAGGACUCGGGCAGCUUCCUGCUCCGCAACCUCAAGGACUCGGAGCGCAUGCAGCUGCUUCUGACCCUGGCCUUCAACCCUGAGCCGCUGGUGCUACAGAGUUUUCCAUCUGAUGAAGGUUGGCCAUUUGCAAAAUAUCUUGGAGCUUGUGGAAGAAUGGUGGCUGUAAAUUAUGUUGGAGAAGAACUCUGGAGUUACUUUAAUGCACCAUGGGAAAAACGAGUUGAUCUUGCUUGGCAAUUAAUGGAAAUAGCAGAGCAGCUUACAAAUAAUGACUUUGAAUUUGCACUCUACCUCCUGGAUGUCAGUUUUGACAAUUUUGCAGUUGGUCCUAGAGAUGGCAAGGUAAUCAUUGUGGAUGCUGAAAAUGUUUUGGUUGCUGACAAAAGAUUAAUUAGACAAAAUAAACCUGAAAACUGGGAUGUGUGGUAUGAAAGCAAAUUUGAUGACUGUGAUAAGGAGGCUUGCUUGUCAUUUUCAAAAGAAAUUCUUUGUGCUCGUGUCACUGUGGACCACAAUUAUUAUGCUGUUUGCCAGAACCUCUUAUCCAGACAUGCCACCUGGCGUGGCACCUCUGGAGGACUCCUUCACGACCUACCAAGUGAAAUUGCCAAAGAUGGCCGACUAGAGGCCUUGCUGGAUGAGUGCGCCAACCCAAAGAAGCGCUAUGGCAGAUUCCAGGCUGCAAAGGAACUGCGUGAAUAUCUAGCACAAUUAAGUAACAACGUGAGGUAGUCAAUGAUGAACAUUCUUGCUUUUCCUUCCUCCAUAUAAACAGCACUGGCUAAAACUAAACCACCAAAAACUGUCUGGAAAAACAAAAUUUGGAAGUAUUACGUUUAGAAGAUGAUAAUUUGCACUGAUAGAUCUUAUGUUAACAUCCAUUAAAAUAAGACGUUACUUCACAAAUCACAUGAUGCUUCUGCAAAUAAAUAUGUUCUUACACUUUGGAGACUUGAGCUAUCAUUGACUGUUUUACUCCCCAUGAAUGCCCAAGUUGAUUAAUGAAUAUUGUUAAGCUAUUAGAAAUGAGUCUGAUAGCUACUUUGGCUUGUGUAUCAAAGGGUACUUGGCACUUGACAUAGUUUGCAUUACUGUCAUGAUUUUGUGAAUCUCUUGCAUUUACUUUAAAUGUCAAGUUAGAUCGGUCUGUUUUAUAGGCCACUUUUUUCCUUUUAAUGUGUGGGGUUUUCCAUUUUUAUGUUUUUUAUUAAAUUUUAUACAUUCAGGUUAUUAUAGUUCAUUUAAAUUUUGACUAGUUUUCAUUCAGUGCUAUGUGGUACAUAUUUACUGCUAGGGCAGGAUUCCCAGGUUUACUGUCUUUUUUCUGAAAGUUGAAUAUUUUCUUAUGUAAAUACUUGUUCCCCAUCCUCUGUGUUAUCACCAUUGCAUGAGAUCAUUUCAGGUUAAGUUACAUCUUUUUAUGCCAAUAAUUACAGUAGUACACUAAACAUGAAGUUUGGCGUCUGUUGCAAAUGGCAUUUUGUCCUUUACUAAAGGCUUUAAGAGGAGGAGUACACUAGCAAUCUACACCUUGAUGUUAAUUUUGGUUCAGAAAAAAAUAUAACCAAUGCUUUUAAAAUGCUAACUAGUCCAAUAUAGUAAUGCAUAUGCCAAAGAAAUAUUUCACCUAGACCCACAGUCAGAUUUUAAAAUAAAAUUCAUUUACCUACUUAUUUUUGUUAUGCCACUUCCAAUACUUUUAACUCUUUCCUUACUGAAACUCAUAUCUCCCUGGUUAUUCUUUAAUGUUAAAAGUUAAGCUACUGCUUUCAAAAAUAUAUAACUUAAGGAUAUAGCCUACCUUUUAUUCAUUGGUAGAUAUGCAAAAUUAAUACGGUAGUCAUUGAUUAAUGAGCUAAAAAUUUCUACUUUAAAACAGACAAUUUAGCCAGUCUGCCCCUCCUUGAUCUGCAUUACAUAAUUGCUAAUUUGAGUAUCAAAUCAUCAAAAUUUAAGUGUGUGGAUAAAAGAGUAAUAUAAGUGUGGAAUUUGUGGGCUAUUUAAAAGUACUUCAGUUGCCUAUCAUUAAUGUAGGUAAUAUUUUUCAGUUUGAAGUUAUUACUUUUGUUUACAGCAGAGUUUGAUGCAGUGUGCAGUAUUUAUGUAUAGACUGACCUUAUUUUAAAUCAGAAAGUGAUUAAAAUCUGCACAACCAAAGCCAAGUUUUACUCUUUUUUAUUCAUUCAGCAACUAUUUAUUGAGCAUCAACUUUGUGCCAGGUGCAUUACUAGCUGCUAUCCACCAUCUGAACAAGACAUGUUCAUGUUUAGUAACUUUACAAUGAUUAUCUAUAUAUUACUGUAGGUAUUAAGUUGAGCUAAAAUUAAUUAAAUUAGGGUAGUGUGUUCACGCUAUUUUAUUGUUGGGAUGGAAAGUCUACCUGUAUCAUCUAAAACUAGGUUGCUACCAAAAAGAGCAGGUUGAAAUCAAUAAAGUUAAUUGCAGUUUAAAAAUUGGAGGGAAAGGUUGAGCAUUCUCCAUUAUAAAAUCUAUUGCAUUAUGUUAAUUUUUAUAUACUGGUAUAUUGCAUAUGCCAUCCAGCCCUCAAUGAAAUGUUUAAGUGCUAGAAAUUUUAUUAAGUUGACUUUUUACAACUUUGGAAAACUUCUGAGGGGACUAGAUAAAAUUAUUUGUCAAACAUUUGCCUCUUACUCAAAACAUUAAAUAAAACAUAUAUUCUCAAAUGGAGCACCUUUUAUAUUUGAAAAGUAUUCAUUACAAACCUUAGAAUGCCAGUCACAGAGAGGUUAUCUGUUAGUGAUUUAGCAAACAUUUAUCUUACUUUCUUGGAAGAAUGAUUGUGGUUGCAGAAUAGGAAGUGGGAAAAUAUUGCCAGCAGUGAUUGCUGUUAGGGGUAGUUUUUGUAACCACCAUUUCCUUUCAUGAAAUUUAUGUGUGUGGUGUCUUUCACCUUUGAAAAAGGUUGAGGAGAAGAUAGUAAAAGAAUUAGGAAUUAAAAAUUACAGGGAAAAAUAUGUAUGUGAAAAGCAAUAAAUAUUUUGUUCACUUUGCUAUCAAGAUGUUCACUAUCAGAUAUUUAUUAUACAGCAGCAAUUUAUAUUUUUAAUCAUUGCCCAUUAAUAGAUGCAGUAAAAUAUUUUUGAAUCAGACAUGGGGUUUGUAUGUGCAUUAAAAUUGUCUUUUGUACCGUAAGUUACUGUUUAAUUUGAAUAUUUUAUCAGAACUGUCUCCCUGUGCCUUUAUAAUACAAAGUUGUUUCUACAACUUUUAAUGAUCUUAAUAAAGAAUACUUU
This is a messenger RNA of Choloepus didactylus (southern two-toed sloth), 4383 nucleotides long. RefSeq names its product divergent protein kinase domain 2A (gene DIPK2A). Lineage: Eukaryota; Metazoa; Chordata; Mammalia; Pilosa; Megalonychidae. Gene Ontology annotation, cellular component: COPI vesicle coat. The transcript is spliced from 3 exons. Bases 569 to 1861 code for a protein of 430 amino acids. The record is from RefSeq and is a predicted model, not a curated record. Gene Ontology annotation, biological process: cardiac muscle cell proliferation; regulation of phosphatidylinositol 3-kinase/protein kinase B signal transduction.